This is a messenger RNA of Verruconis gallopava, 3480 nucleotides long. RefSeq lists its product as uncharacterized. NCBI's taxonomy places the organism in Eukaryota, Fungi, Ascomycota, Dothideomycetes, Venturiales, Sympoventuriaceae. The record is from RefSeq and is a predicted model, not a curated record. The transcript is spliced from 5 exons. The coding region runs from base 1 to 3480 and encodes 1159 amino acids.
AUGGUGGAGUCCUUCUCGAACCAGCUGUGGCUCAAAGUCAAGCGACAGGCCGAGGAAAAGAAGAAGAGAGGCAAAUCUUUUAUGCAAGGGGCUAGGAAAGACUCCGGUAACGUUGAUACAAGGGAGAAAGAGGAAGCAGAUCGAGGAUCAAAAAAUGAAGAAAAAAUUGCACUGGUUGAGGUCGGAGAUUCUGCUUUACAAUCAUUCGGCGACAAAUCCAAAGGAAGGAGAAAACUGCAAACUUCUCUCAGCAAAAUUGCGCCUUCAACGAGGUCCGAUCACGAUGAAAGAUGUCUCACACCGGACUGUAGCGCCACACAGUCGGAGAGCAAGGAAGCUAGGUUGAAACGUGUGCUCGAUGCCGUCGACUUGGACACGGACUUUUCAGCACGCAUGGCUAAGGUGACUCGAAUUGCUAUGCCUGCGGGGCAAACACAGACAGAGGUUAUCUGUGCUAGUUCUGAAGACAAACUUGGAUUUGAAGAAUCCAUACAUGCACGGCCAAAACUCGGAGGGACGCUAAAACUCAGUUGUGAGCAAAAAAGGCAAAUGUAUGCUGUCGAACGAAGGGCUUCACAAGGACCAAAGAAACAAGACCCAGCAGCUACAAAUUGUUCACAGCUCAAAAAACUCGAGUUGAAGCAAAAGCCUCGUUUAUGCCCAGAAGUGUCGGCGAAUCUGGAUGUAAUAUCUCAAACUGGACCUCAAGCUUUCCAACCUUUAGUCAACAUUUCCUCAAUACUCAUAGCAGAAGAGAAAAUACCAGAAAAUGGAGAUACCGAGGACAAGGACUUGACUGUCAACAAUUUAGCUCCACAUACGGCAAAGUCACCUGAAGUUUUCGAGACUGGAAGUACUGUUGUGAAUGCUGAGAAUCGAGACCCUUCAAACAAUGACCACUAUGAAAGUGUCAUUACUGAGAUCGAAUGUUCAGAAAGAACGAAUUUUGUUUCCAGAGAAGCGACCAUCCAUCCCGCAGCAGAAAUCUCUGUGAACUCUUCUGAUAUUCCAACACCAAUUGGGUCUUCAGAAUGGCUUGAAAAUGAUGACGACGAUGAUGACAAUGCUUUUAAUGACGCAACUUCUACAAUUUCUGAUGGCCAUUGGCCUCGCGGAAUGGAGAAAAAUCCGUUCAGUGGAAUCGUAGAGGAAAACCAAGGGCGACAAAUCGGAGACCGAAGCCCAACUCUUAUCAUAACAGAUUCGUCGGCGCAUCUAAUGGACACAGAACUGGACGAUUUCUUUAGCAAUAGUCCGGUUAUAGCUGCUGAUGACAUAUCAGCGAGAUAUAUCUUAGACACCGUUGCCUCUCCCAUCACACUGGGACGAACGUCAUUGACCCGGCAUAGCGCUGCUCAAGAGUCCGCUGCAACUCAAGUCGAUGCUGUCAAUUCCGUCGGAGAUUCCCCUAGAAAGAGGCAAGCAAUCACAGACGAUAACUGGCAAGACUCAGUGGCAGAAGCAUGUACGCAAUCUGACAGCGAGGCUUGCCCUAUGCCCACCAACAUUGCGAACCGCAGUCUUGAGAAUCCGGCUCUCUUUGAUUCGGUAGCAGCUUUAGAUUCCAACCAGCCCGCUAAAGCUGUGUCGACUCAUCUGGCUUCGAGAAAAUUUUCGACACGACCACAGACAGCACUUCAAAACAACUUGUCGGGUCCGGUGGAAAAUUCCACGAGUAAUGCCGUACCGCGAGUCACCAAAAUAACAAAAAAUACAGCGGAAAGGCCAGAAUUGCCUCCUCUCAGUACCGGUAGCUCUGAUUUCAGCAUCAAUGGCCAGCCGAAGAUGUGUACAAGUGUUUUGGCAAAAGAACAGAAGCAUAUAGAAAAUUUUGGAGCUAUUGAGUCUUCAGAAUCACAAUCCACGAAGCUAGACAAGCAGUUCAAUAAUCCUGAGGCAGAAGGAAAGCGUUCUAUAUCAUAUGAAAGCCAAACGCUCCCGCCACUAUGUAAACUCAGGAAACUAAGGUCAUCUCAUCCAGCUUGGGCCAUUGUUAAAAGCUACUUAGAACGGGGAAUCACAGAGCCAAAACACCUUCAAUUUCUGACCUCCAAUCAAGAAGAGUUGACAGAGAUUCUCGAGAUCAAAGAACAGAAGGAAGGAAAGAGGAAAAAGAACAAGUGUGUCAGUACAGAACAGAAUGUGCACGCGGCAGCUAACCCACGGAGCCUUUAUUCAAACGAAAUGGCGACAGAAACUGCUCUCGCAGAAUCUCAGACCAACUCCAAAUCUUCGAAAAGAGACGACAAUGGUAGACUUCAAGGCAAACAGACGUGCUCUAGAGCGUUUCAGUCAAGUCGUUCCAAUGAUGUAGACGUUGGCACUGGGGCUGCGAACGACAUUUCGAGCAUAGAAAACGACAGCGCGGAGUACGAAUCGCUGGGAGGCCGUGUUCCACAUCCAAUUGCUCAUGAGACGUCUGGUUUUAGCGGAUGGUCUUCUUUCGCCGAGCCUGUCAGAUCCAGAGCGAACUGUCUAGCAUCAGGAACUAGUCCAUCUUCGCCACAGCGUAAUCGACGAGUUUGUGGGACAAAGAGAACAAAAAGUAAAGCUACCAGGAAAGAUUUGAAACCUUCGAACGCUCGAGAAAACUACGGGGAAGAAGCGUUCAGUGAAGCUGAAGCCGUGAACUCCAGGAGCCUCGAGGUGUCACCAAUCACAGGCUCAAGGGAGAUGCACUUUGUUUACUCUGUCAAGCGGAAGCAAUGGAGCGUGGAAGAAGACGAAAGUGACGCAGACUGGUUUUCUGUACAAGAGCCUGCGUAUUACUCGAUCGAUCUGGCAAAUGAUGCCGCCAUGAAGGAGACCCGGCAUGUUCGUCAUGGCAUGUCUCUCAGAUGGUCGUCAGAUGAGCAAGGAGAGUUUAAGUACGAAAGCGGAAUGUUACAGUGGUUCAUUCGCGUACCACAAGGCUUCAUCCGAAUCAAAGUCGAGCGGACCAUGAGAUUUAACGAGCUCGGCACAAGCCCAGGUCAUACAGCUGGAUGGCUCAGCACCCGAGUAUGGUGGAUCAAGAAGAAAACCUGGGUAUCCCGUCCGCGAGAUGCUCAGCCGUCGGCGUUGCCCGCAGCAAAUGCAUCCAGUGACGAGGACGAUCUUGGAUCACUCUUUAAGGAACCGGUCGAAGAGAAAAAGGACCAGGACGGGGAAGAGAAUGGCGACGAGGAAGAGGAUGAAGAGGAGCGAUGCAGCCUCAUCUCGGAAUCAGAGGAACAACACCCGGACGGCGUCUGGACCGUUCAAGACCACGCCAACAGAGUAGCCGGUCGGUGGAUGCUCGACGCCCUGUUCGACCCCAAGUCCGCACGAAUCGAUGUCGUCAACGGCCGCUUCGAGAGGGGUAGAGAGAUAGAGCGAUGGUGCGACGAGCUAGAGCGCGAGGGCGCGAACCUUGAGGCGAGCGCCGUCCUCAACGGCGGUGCGAGGAAGGUGUCCAUCUGGGUAGCGGAAACGAGGGUGAACGGGCCGCGGAACGUGUGA